AUGGGUACCACAGUCACCUGGAUACUGUACGUCUUGGUUACUUUAGCCAUAUAUCGAGUUUUGGGAUACGAAGACCUUACGGGUCCACAUUCCGACCUCGCUGUGGCGCUCAUACUUGCUCCGAGGAUCUUCGGCAGCGCUACAGGAAUAAAGAUCUGUACAGCAAUAUCUGCACUUGGCAAAGUUCUUGCAGGCGCGUACACUGCUACCAAAGUGAAACAAUCUAUUGCUAUACAAGGAAUCUUGCCCUUUUCUGAUCUUCCAUCGAGUGAUAAUCUCACACCCAAAGGGGCUCUAGCUUUACACUGGAUUACAUCAGUGAUAUUCAUCGCAGCAGCGCCAACCAACUCGGAUGGAUACAGCUUUGCGGUCGGUUUUUAA
This is a messenger RNA of Boeremia exigua, 381 nucleotides long. RefSeq lists its product as uncharacterized. The transcript has 3 exons. Bases 1 to 381 code for a protein of 126 amino acids. Gene Ontology annotation, cellular component: membrane. The record is from RefSeq and is a predicted model, not a curated record. Lineage: Eukaryota; Fungi; Ascomycota; Dothideomycetes; Pleosporales; Didymellaceae. Gene Ontology annotation, molecular function: L-amino acid transmembrane transporter activity. Gene Ontology annotation, biological process: amino acid transmembrane transport.